GAGCAUAAAUAGCGAUCGCACUUUCUCGGACGGCAUCAGUCGCUCAGGGCACACCGGGGCAAACCGAUCGGAAAACUUAGGCGCCUAAUAUACAAAGCCGAGUUCUCAACUGGGACUUGUGUUCUGGGCCGGCCGGUAUAGAGCGGGGGCCACCGCAUGUGCUGAUCCGACCGGCGGUUCGGAGCACCCUACGCGGAGUUGUUUUCACUUCUGUUUACCUGUUCCACUCGUCGUCCGGUGCGGAUUGCGGCGGGAAGUGGUGGAUACGAGAGUCGAGCCGUACCGGCAUCUCAGGAGAUUUCGGCGUACGGACGGAACAAGCAACCUAGCCUCCACUUCCACUUGGUGCAGGAACAUACUGUACUAGUUCCACAAUGGCCAGCUUUGUCAUGGACCUGGUGGAACAACUCAAGUCGCACGCCGACCCCCGCACUAAGGACUUCCCGUUGAUCGGAAACCCGACGAUGGUGCUGACCCUGAUCGCAGGUUACCUGUACGUGGUCAAGGUGUGGGGGCCCCGGUACAUGGAGGACCGUAAGGCCUACGACCUCAAGCGCAUCAUCAUGGCCUACAACGCCUGCAUGGUGAUGCUCAACGUGUUCUUCUUCUACAAGUUCCUGUCGCACUCGUACUUAGGCGGCGGUUACAGCUGGCUGUGUCAGGGCAUCGACUUCCAAGACCCCGGGUCACUCACCAUCGUGUCGUACUGCUGGUGGUACUUUAUGGUGCGCAUCCUGGACUUCGCCGACACGAUCUUCUUCCUUUUGCGCAAGAAGUAUAGCCACAUUUCGUUCCUGCACGUCGUCCACCACAGCCUGGUCGUCUGGAACGGCUGGCUCUUCAUCACGUUCGGCGCCGACGGCCAGGGCAUCAUGGGCGUCUGUAUCAACUCGUUCAUCCACAUUGUUAUGUACACUUACUACUUCUUAGCCGCCCUGGGACCCUCCGUGCAGAAGUACCUGUGGUGGAAGAAGUACAUCACCACCAUGCAGAUCGUCCAGUUCGCCGUCUUCAUCGGGUUCGUCUGCGUGCCCCUGUUCAAGGACUGUGGGUAUCCGCGCUUACUCACCUACCUUGCCGCCUCCCAAUGCUGCUUCUUCCUCGUGCUCUUCAUCAACUUUUACAUUCACACCUACGUGAGAACCAGGAGAGGCCAGGUGCACUUCUUCUGCGGCAACUACGAGGCCACUUCGCGGGCCACCGUGCCGGCGAAGAAAGGCGAGCAGCCAACGACGAAUGGAAAUACGGUCUCGGCCAACGGUAGCGCCGCGAACGGCAACGCUCACGUAAACGGCUACUCUAACGGCGUUGGACUCAAGAAGAGGGAAGCCAAGAUACGCACCCACUAGAGUGCAGAAAAAAAAAAAAGUGGGCAGUGAAAUGUUCGGGGCGCGUGCAAGCGACGUCGCCGAGCAUGUGCUCGGCGUCGUCGGGACUGACAGCGCGCGCCUUGCUGGACUGAAUAGUUAUCAUUGUGGUGUCGACCAGCUAACCGGAAGCGUCUAUUUAUUUUCCAGUGGGUUUGUUAAGACGUGGCGCGCUCUUCUGUUUAUCCAGUGUGGCGCAAAGAAUUGGACCUACAGCGACGGACGUGCGAAGGUUGCAGUUCUGGACCGACGUAAGGCGCACUGUCGCACAACGUACCGUCGCUCUUCGUAGUUAUGUGUAUUACCACACGGUUCAUGGUGGUCGUGUGCCUGUUAGGUAUUCCAUGGAUUCUCUGCCGGGCAAUUAGAGAUCAACAAAAUCAUCACGCAUGGAGUGAAAGUAAUAUUAAAUGCCAUUUGCGUAGCUCACCUAAGACGGGACGAAAAGGAUACACGCACACACAGCGAUAUCCGUCUCUUUUCGUCCCGUCUUAGAUGCACUACGUGAAUGGCAUUUAAUGACGCACAAACAAGCUCAACGUGCAACCUUAGCUUAAAUCGAUGCUUCAUGUUUAUGUUCUUGUUUUCCAUUUAUUCAUAUUGCACGCUCAUUUUCAUUUCACGUUCGUCGUAAAACAUUUUUAGUUCGCUGCAAUGCGUUUUCAUUCAUGGCAAAGUAUGGCACUGCAGUUGCCACAGAAGCUGUGAUAUCGCGGCUCUUGCAGUAGUGUCCUUUGUAUGUCGAGGUCAUGCGUUUUUCAGCAAAUGUGCGUGGCGUGUCUGCGAUUUCAUCAUGUCUCUUGUUUUAUCACCUGACAGCCAACUACUGUACAUAGACGUUUGUUGUACUGUUGUGCUUUUGAUGAAUACACACGUUUUCAUCAGU
Dermacentor silvarum is the source of this 2253-nucleotide messenger RNA. Its product is annotated as elongation of very long chain fatty acids protein 7. Gene Ontology annotation, molecular function: fatty acid elongase activity. The transcript is spliced from 3 exons. NCBI's taxonomy places the organism in Eukaryota, Metazoa, Arthropoda, Arachnida, Ixodida, Ixodidae. The record is from RefSeq and is a predicted model, not a curated record. Gene Ontology annotation, cellular component: endoplasmic reticulum membrane. Gene Ontology annotation, biological process: fatty acid elongation, monounsaturated fatty acid; very long-chain fatty acid biosynthetic process; sphingolipid biosynthetic process. The coding region runs from base 375 to 1349 and encodes 324 amino acids.